GCUAGACCCAGCUGGGAUUCUGCCAAGCUCUGGUGCUCAGUCUAAGACAAGGGCCGCCUUCCAGCCCUGUUCUCCCAGCCUGUCAUGGCCACACACCGAUGCCUCCCGCUUGUGUGGGGACACAGGGCACCCAGCCCCAACCCUGAAAGGUUAAGCCAGGCCUUCUGGCUCCAUUCCACAGGGACACUGCAGGCCCGAGGCUCCUUUCAGAGCAAGAGCAACUGAUGCUAUGGGAGAAACCCCUACCCGACUGUCCACUUGCCUGGCACUGCCUGUUCUGAGACCCACACCCUGGGUCCUUCUGCAGGUGCCAACCCUGUGAGCUCCCUCCCACCCCCUGACCCGACGCUGAGAAGGUUCUCUCCAUUCCCAUCAUGUGUGAGGUGAUGCCCACAAUCAACGAGGGGGACCCUCUGGGCCCCCCCCACGGUGCCGAUGCGGACGCCAACUUUGAGCAGCUGAUGGUGAACAUGCUGGAUGAGCGAGAGAAGUUGCUGGAGUCUCUUCGUGAGAGUCAGGAAACUUUGGUAGCCACACAGAGCCGGCUCCAGGAUGCCCUUCACGAGCGAGACCAGCUCCAGCGCCACCUGAGCUCCGCCCUUCCCCAGGAAUUUGCCACUUUAACUCGGGAGCUAAGCAUGUGUCGGGAGCAGCUUCUGGAGCGGGAGGAAGAGAUAUCCGAGCUGAAGGCAGAACGGAAUAACACGAGGCUGCUUCUAGAACAUCUGGAAUGCCUCGUGUCCCGCCAUGAGCGAUCAUUGCGGAUGACAGUGGUAAAACGGCAGGCCCAGUCGCCUUCAGGUGUCUCCAGUGAGGUGGAGGUGCUGAAGGCCCUCAAGUCACUAUUUGAGCACCACAAGGCCCUGGAUGAGAAGGUGCGAGAGCGGCUCCGGGCAGCUCUAGAGCGCGUUACUACCCUGGAGGAGCAGUUGGCAGGGGCCCACCAGCAGGUAUCUGCCCUGCAGCAAGGGGCAGGAAUUCGAGAUGGAGUUGCAGAAGAGGAAGGGACUGUGGAUUUGGGACCAAAACGCCUGUGGAAAGAUGACACUGGCCGGGUGGAAGAGCUGCAAGGACUCUUGGAGAAGCAAAACUACGAGUUGAGCCAGGCCCGCGAGCGACUGGUCACGCUGAGUGCCACUGUGACGGAGCUUGAGGGGGACCUGGGCACAGCCCGCCGAGACCUCAUCAAGUCCGAGGAGCUGAGCAGCAAACAUCAGCGGGACCUCCGUGAGGCUCUGGCUCAGAAGGAGGACAUGGAAGAGCGAAUCACCACACUGGAGAAGCGCUACUUGGCUGCUCAGCGAGAGGCCACAUCCAUCCAUGACCUCAAUGACAAACUGGAGAAUGAGCUGGCCAACAAGGAAUCCCUGCACCGCCAGUGUGAGGAGAAAGCCCGACAUCUGCAGGAGCUCCUGGAAGUGGCGGAGCAGAAGCUGCAGCAGACCAUGCGCAAGGCAGAGACUCUGCCAGAGGUGGAGGCUGAGCUGUCUCAGCGGAUCGCAGCCCUCACCAAGGCUGAGGAACGGCAUGGCAACAUAGAGGAGCAUCUGCGGCAGCUGGAAGGGCAGCUGGAGGAGAAGAACCAGGAGCUGGCAAGGGUGCGCCAGCGGGAGAAGAUGAACGAAGACCACAACAAGCGGCUGUCAGACACCGUGGACCGUUUGCUUAGUGAGUCCAACGAGCGCCUGCAGCUCCACCUCAAGGAGCGGAUGGCCGCCCUGGAGGAGAAGGGCCGUCUGUCUGAAGAGAUUGAGAAGCUGCGCCAAGAGGUGGACCAGCUGAAGGGUCGAGGGGGGCCGUUUGUGGAUGGCAUCCACUCCAGGUCACACGUGGGCAGUGCAGCAGACGUGCGGUUCUCACUGAGUACAGCCACACACGUGCCCCCGGGUCUGCAUCGCCGCUAUUCGGCGCUGAGGGAAGAGCCUGCCAAGGACUGGAAGCCACCACCACUGCCAGGAGUGUUGGCCGCUACCAGCACGCCUGCCUUUGACAGUGACCCUGAGAUCUCUGAUGUGGACGAGGAUGAGCCUGGGGGCUUGGUGGGCACGCAGGUUGAUGUCAUCUCCCCUGGUGGCCAUUCGGAUGCCCAGACCCUGGCCAUGAUGCUGCAGGAGCAGCUGGAUGCCAUCAACCAGGAGAUCAGGAUGAUCCAGGAGGAGAAGGAGUCCACUGAGCUUCGCGCUGAGGAGAUUGAGACGCGUGUGACCAGUGGCAGCAUGGAGGCUCUCAACCUGACCCAGCUGCGCAAGCGCGGCUCUAUCCCCACCUCUCUGACCGCCCUGUCCCUGGCCAGUGCGUCCCCGCCGCUCAGUGGCCGCUCCACACCCAAGCUCACUUCCCGAAGUGCUGCCCAGGAUCUGGACCGAAUGGGGGUCAUGACCCUGCCCAGCGACUUAAGAAAGCAUAGGAGGAAGCUGCUGUCGCCAGUGUCUCGGGAAGAGAACCGAGAGGAUAAAGCCACCAUAAAAUGUGAGACUUCUCCUCCUUCCUCACCCAGGACGCUGCGGCUAGAGAAGCUGGGCCACCCUGCCCUGAGUCAAGAAGAAGGCAAGAGCGCCUUGGAGGGUCAGGACAGCAACCCCAGCAGCAGCAACAGCAGCCAGGACUCCCUGCACAAGGGCGCCAAGCGCAAGGGCAUCAAGUCAUCCAUUGGCCGCCUGUUUGGGAAGAAGGAGAAGGGCAGGCUGAUCCAGCUGAGCCGGGAUGCCACAGGCCACGUUCUGCUCACAGACUCCGAGCUCAGUCUGCAGGAACCAAUGGUACCUGUCACGUUGGGGACCCAGGCAGAGAAGGACCGGCGCCUGAAAAAGAAACACCAGCUGCUUGAAGAUGCCCGUCGAAAAGGAAUGCCCUUUGCCCAAUGGGAUGGCCCCACGGUGGUCUCCUGGCUGGAGCUCUGGGUGGGGAUGCCUGCCUGGUACGUGGCAGCCUGCCGGGCCAAUGUCAAGAGCGGCGCCAUCAUGUCCGCCCUGUCGGACACGGAGAUCCAGCGGGAGAUCGGCAUCAGCAACGCCCUGCACAGGCUCAAGCUGCGCCUGGCCAUCCAGGAGAUGGUCUCACUGACGAGCCCCUCAGCUCCGCCUACCUCCAGGACUUCUUCAGGGAAUGUCUGGGUGACCCAUGAAGAGAUGGAAACUCUGGCAACAUCUACCAAAACAACCCUGGCCUAUGGAGACAUGAAUCACGAAUGGAUUGGAAAUGAAUGGCUGCCCAGCCUGGGUCUCCCUCAGUACCGCAGUUACUUCAUGGAGUGCCUGGUGGAUGCACGCAUGCUGGAUCACCUCACCAAGAAGGACCUGCGUGUCCACCUCAAGAUGGUGGACAGUUUCCACAGAACCAGUCUUCAGUAUGGCAUCAUGUGUCUGAAGAGGCUGAAUUACGACCGGAAGGAGCUGGAGAAGAGGCGGGAGGACAGCCAGCAUGAGAUCAAGGAUGUGCUGGUCUGGACCAAUGACCAGGUGGUUCACUGGGUCCAGUCUAUAGGGCUAAGGGACUAUGCAGGAAACCUACAGGAGAGUGGUGUGCAUGGCGCCCUGCUGGCCCUGGACGAGAACUUCGACCACAACACGCUGGCCUUGGUUCUGCAGAUCCCCACACAGAACACCCAGGCCCGCCAAGUGAUGGAGAGAGAGUUCAAUAACCUUUUGGCCUUGGGCACAGACAGGAAAUUGGAUGACGGGGAAGAGAAGGUGUUCCGCCGAGCACCCUCCUGGAGGAAACGCUUCCGGCCUCGGGAUCACCAUAGCGGUGGCAUGUUGGGCACUUCAGCGGAGACCCUCCCGGCGGGCUUCCGUGUGUCCACGCUGGGUCCGCUGCAGCCUCCACCGGCCCCGCCCAAGAAGAUCAUGCCGGAAGCUCACUCGCACUAUCUCUACGGACACAUGCUCUCCGCCUUCCGGGACUAGCCACGGCCCCCAGGGCGGGUGUCCUGGUUUCACAGGCUCAGCCAGCCCUGACCCUUCCUGCUCGUUCCCUUUCUCCCUUGGCUCCCAGUCUCUCCUCUGUGACUUUCCAGUUGCCCGGGAUCUCAGAAUAUGCUCAUCCACCCCUUCGGCGUCCCUCUAUCCGAGUCCUACUACUUCGUUCCCCCUUUGUAAGUCUCUGGAGGAUGUGGCCAAGGUCUCCAGUGAGUGGUGGUAGUCAGGUUGUAGGUGUUUUGAGAUUCUGUGGGAGGGAGGGAAGGACAGCACGGAGCGUGUGGCCACCUUUCCUCUUCCGGAUCUGUUUUGGUCUGGACUAUGGGCGCAUCAGGCUCAGGAUUCCGGACCAAGGACUGAGAUGACCCUUCCAAUAAAAGGCCAUUUCGGA
Molecule: messenger RNA, 4308 nt
Organism: Apodemus sylvaticus (European woodmouse)
Lineage: Eukaryota; Metazoa; Chordata; Mammalia; Rodentia; Muridae
Gene: Ppfia4
Product: PTPRF interacting protein alpha 4
Exons: 27
Coding region: 375-3905 (1176 amino acids)
Biological process (GO): synapse organization
Cellular component (GO): presynaptic active zone
Molecular function (GO): protein binding
Source: RefSeq, a predicted model, not a curated record